Fraxinus pennsylvanica is the source of this 843-nucleotide messenger RNA. The record is from the annotation of a GenBank genome assembly. Lineage: Eukaryota; Viridiplantae; Streptophyta; Magnoliopsida; Lamiales; Oleaceae.
AUGUUGCAAUUUCAAAACAAUCUGAAGCUUCUCCCUUCAAACUGCCUUUUCCCUUGUUUAUCUCCACUUCUCAUUUCCCAUUCUAGCCAAUUCUCCUUAAGAAACUCCUCCACUUCCACUCUGUACUCUAUCUGCUCAGCCCACAAACUAUCGGUUGCCCAAGCUUCAGAAGAGCCCACCAUUGCAAUCAAAAGCUCCGUCGAUGCACCGCCGGAAGAGGGACCCAUUGAACUCUCGCCGUCAAUUCCCCCUAUUUUCUCCACCUCGGACGACCCCACUACUCUCCAAACGGCCACCAGUGUUCUCCUCACCGGUGCCAUCACUGUCUUUCUUUUCCGGUCCCUCCGCCGCCGAGCCAAGCGUGCUAAAGAAACGAGAUUCAGGUCAUCAGGGGCAAAGAAAUCAUUGAAGGAAGAGGCCGUGGAGAGCUUGAAAGCAGUGUCUCUGUCGCCAGUUACAGCCAAGUCUCCACCUUCGCCUGUCCAGGCACUGUUGGGAGGGUUAACCGCCGGAGUGAUCGCAGUAAUUCUUUACAAAUUCACAACUACUAUUGAGGCUUCACUCAGUCGACAGACGCUUUCAGAUAACUUCUCGGUCCGGCAGAUAACUAUAACUAUAAGGACCAUUGUGAAUGGAUUGUGUUACCUUGCUACAUUUGUUUUUGGCAUCAAUGCUGUAGGUUUAGUACUUUACUCGGGCCAGCUUGCCAUCAACUCCGUUAUGGGAGAGUCUACUGAUCAAGACGAAGCACCAUUAAGUUCGUCAAAUUCAAAGUCAAGUAGUACGGAUAACUCUGGAAUCACUGGUAGCGACGAGGAUCAAAGUUCAGGGAAUACUCAAUAA